GUUGAUCCAAAACAUCUAACAAUCAGAUGCAUACUAUGCACUAAGGCGGCUCUCUCAGCUAGACUCUGGUUGAUUCCAUAUUCCAAAUGGCUGCGAGAGCCGCCGCCGCCGCCAUGCCCGGCCUCCUCCUGCUCUCGUUUCUCCUUCUAGCUGCUGCUUCCGGCGCCGCCCACGAUGCAGCCAGCACGCCGCCGAUCAGCCGGAAAAGCUUCCCUGAGGGCUUCGUCUUCGGGACGGCCUCGUCGGCCUAUCAGUAUGAAGGUGGUUUUAACGAGGGGGGCAGAGGACCAAGCAUCUGGGACACCUUCACCCACCAGCACAAAGAAAAAAUCGCUGAUGGAAGCAACGGGGAUGUAGCAGUUGACUCCUACCAUCUCUACAAGGAAGAUGUGCGCCUCAUGAAGGACCUCGGGAUGGAUGCGUACAGGUUCUCCAUAUCAUGGAGCAGAAUUCUUCCAAAUGGCAGUCUGAGCGGUGGAAUUAACAGAGAAGGUGUCAAUUACUACAAUAAUCUCAUUAAUGAGCUCCUCUCCAAAGGAAUGCAACCCUAUGUGACCCUUUUCCACUGGGACACACCUCAGGCAUUAGAAGAUAAAUAUGAAGGAUUUCUUAGCCCCAAUAUUACAAUCGACUACAAGGACUAUGCUGAAGUCUGCUUCAAGGAGUUUGGUGAUCGAGUGAAGCGCUGGAUCACCUUCAACGAGCCCUGGACCUUCAGCUCAUCGGGCUACGCAGUCGGCUUUGCAGCCCCAGGUCGGUGCUCGCCAUGGGACUUUGGCAGAUGCAGUGCUGGGGAUUCAGGAAGGGAGCCUUACAUCGUGGCCCAUCACCAGCUUCUUGCACAUGCAGAAACAGUUCGGUUGUACAGAGAGAAAUACCAGCGCGUGCAAGGGGGAACGAUUGGCAUAACUCAAAUCUCGCACUGGUUUCUUCCCUACAACCGCUCCAUAACGAAUGAUGCUGCAGCGAGACGCGCCAUAGACUUCAUGUUUGGAUGGUUUAUGGACCCUCUUAUCAAAGGUAACUACCCAGCAAGCAUGAGAGGAUUGGUCGGAAAUCGCCUGCCGAAGAUUACCGAAGAGCAAUCCAAGUUGAUCAAGGGUUCGUUCGAUUUCAUUGGACUCAACUACUACACUACAAACUAUGCUUCCCCGCUCCCUCCAUCAAAUGGUCUUAACAAGACCUACAGCACUGAUUCUCAUGCGAACCUUACCGGUGUACGGAACGGCGUCCCUAUAGGCCCUCAGGGCGGUUCAUCUUGGCUCUACAUCUACCCUCAAGGGUUCCGUGAUCUGCUGCUGUAUAUCAAAAAGUACUACGGCAAUCCGCCCAUCUACAUCACUGAAAAUGAUUGAGCUCCAGUUCUCUCGGUACAUCUACGAUGGCUUUGCUAGCUCCCAAGCUUGGGGGCUGGCAUGGCACCGCCAACAACUCUGCGUGCCCUUGGUGGCUCGUCUAGCUCCCUGGCUCGGGGCUGGGUGCAACAGAGCACUCGCCAGGCCUUUUGUGCCUCAUCUAGCUCCCAAGCUUGGGGGAUGGACGCGACUUCGGUGGCUCGUCUGGUUUCCAUUCUCGGGGUUGGGCGCCGGAAACAACUAGAUGUAUCUGCAUUGAUCUAUUUAGGCCCAUGUCGAGCGCGAGGAGAUUUUUGGGAAGAUUGUGUGAUUUAGCCAUUUUUGUCGGGGAUUUUAUUUAUUGCGAGAAAAGGGGCUUUUCGAAUUUCUAGCCAAAUCACAUCAUAAAAACAAACUCACAUUGCUCUGAGUUUGCCACAACGUUUGGGAUCCUUUGUUCCCCCAAA
This is a messenger RNA of Panicum virgatum (switchgrass), 1801 nucleotides long. Its product is annotated as beta-glucosidase 12-like. The record is from RefSeq and is a predicted model, not a curated record. Gene Ontology annotation, molecular function: beta-glucosidase activity. Bases 87 to 1355 code for a protein of 422 amino acids. The transcript has 12 exons. Lineage: Eukaryota; Viridiplantae; Streptophyta; Magnoliopsida; Poales; Poaceae. Gene Ontology annotation, biological process: carbohydrate metabolic process.